AUGUCACAGCAGCAGUGGGGUGUGACACCUCCGAUCUCGACUGCUGGUCCAACCGCUGAGGAGAACCAGCUGAACGAUGGGAUGAUUGAGGAGUUGAGGGCUCAGGGCUCGUUCGAAAGUGACGCUGAGAGCAAGAAGAGAGUUCAAGUGUUGAAUGUGUUGCAGCAAUUAACUCUGGAAUUUGUAUACACCGUUUCCAAGAGGAAAAACAUGAGUGAAGGAAUGGCCAAAGAUGCUGGUGGAAAGAUAUUCACCUAUGGAUCAUACAGACUAGGAGUAUACGGGCCCGGUUCGGAUAUCGACACCUUGGUGGUCGUUCCCAAGCAUGUGACCAGAGAGGAUUUCUUCCUUGUUUUUGACGAGAUUUUGAGAAAGAGACCGGAAUUGAACAAGAUUCAGCCUGUACCAGAUGCAUUCAUGCCGAUCCUGAAGAUAGUCUUUGAUGGAAUCGAUAUCGAUUUGAAUUUUGGAAGAUUGGAUAUUCCACAGGUACCAUUGAAUUUGACUCUUCGUGAUAAAAAUCUGCUGAGAAACAUCGACGAGAAGGACCUGAGAGCACUGAAUGGAACCAGAGUGACCGACGACAUUCUGGAGUUGGUUCCAAAAAGAACUGUUUUCAGACAUGCCCUGAGAACCAUAAAGUUAUGGGCCCAGAGACGUGCUAUUUAUGCCAAUAUGUUUGGAUUUCCAGGUGGUGUGGCAUGGGCCAUGUUAGUAGCGAGAAUAUGUCAACUGUAUCCCAACGCGGUGAGUGCUGUUGUGGUGGCCAAGUUCUUCACCAUUCUAACUCAAUGGAACUGGCCCCAGCCAGUUCUGCUAAAACCAAUAGAGGAUGGCCCGCUGCAGGUCAGGGUGUGGAAUCCAAAGCUGUAUGCUAACGAUAGAGGCCAUAGGAUGCCGGUCAUUACUCCUGCGUACCCAUCCAUGUGCGCUACGCAUAAUAUCACCGCGUCUACUCAAAAGGUCAUUUUGGAGGAGUUGAAGAGAGGAGCAGAGCUGAUGUCGGAGAUACAGCGGGGGACCAAGAAAUGGGUUGAUCUUUUCCAAAAACAUGAUUUUUUCUACAGAUACAAGUUUUACUUGACGAUUGUGACUGGCACCAAGGGCACCUAUGAAGACCAUUUGAAGUGGAGUGGAUUCGUCGAGUCUAGACUGAGAUUCCUCGUUCAGAAGCUGGAGGUUGUGGAGGGAAUUGCCCUGGCGCAUCCUUAUGUGAAGGCUUUCACCAAGUCCUAUGAGUGUGCCAAUGAAGAUGAGGCGAAUAAGAUCAAGCAGUUGUACGGAACCCUGGAAGGAGAAGAAUUUGCGAAGGGUCUCAAAGAGUUGGACGAAGACAUUCUGGCAGCUCAAGAAGAAGCCAAAAAGACAGAUGAUGGAGACCAUGAUGUUGAUGCUGCGGACAACGACAAGGAGGCCGACGGAAAGGUUGUUGUUCAUCUCAUGAAGCUCUACAUUGGCUUGAAAAUUGAGCUGAAAGGAAAACAGAAGAAGAUGGACAUCCAGCAGCCAUGCACGGAUUUCAACACGAUUUGCUCGAGCGGGGCACAGUUUGACGAGAUGAAAAACGCCAUCUCGAUAAAACAUGUCAAGCUAUAUGAUCUGCCUAACGAUGUGUAUACCGAGGAGGAGGUCAGACCAGUUAAGGAGAAGACCAAAAAGAGGAAAAACGAGAAGAUGUUGGAUGGCACCAAGAAAGCCAAAAGCAGUCCAGCACCAGCCGUUGGUGCAUGA
Molecule: messenger RNA, 1731 nt
Organism: Kuraishia capsulata CBS 1993
Lineage: Eukaryota; Fungi; Ascomycota; Pichiomycetes; Pichiales; Pichiaceae
Exons: 1
Coding region: 1-1731 (576 amino acids)
Cellular component (GO): nucleus
Molecular function (GO): poly(A) RNA polymerase activity; RNA binding
Source: RefSeq, a predicted model, not a curated record